AUGACCCUCCUACCGGGAGACAAUUCUGAUUACGACUACAGCGCCCUGAGCUGCACGUCGGAUGCUUCCUUCCAUCCGGCCUUCUUUCCCCAAAGCCAGUCCCUCAAGGGUGUCUUCUACCGCCGGGCCCAGCGGCUGCGGCCGCAGGACGAGCCCCGGCAGGGCGGCCAGCCCGAGGACCGCAGGCGGCGGAUCAUCAUCAACGUGGGUGGCAUCAAGUACUCGCUGCCCUGGACCACGCUGGAGGAGUUCCCGCUGACGCGGCUGGGCCAGCUCAAGGCCUGCACCAACUUCGACGACAUCCUCAAUGUGUGCGAUGACUACGAUGUCAGCUGCAACGAGUUCUUCUUCGACCGCAACCCGGGCGCCUUCGGCACCAUCCUGACCUUCCUACGCGCGGGCAAGCUGCGGCUGCUGCGGGAGAUGUGCGCCCUGUCCUUCCAGGAGGAGCUGCUCUACUGGGGCAUCGCCGAGGACCACCUGGAUGGCUGCUGCAAGCGCCGCUACCUGCAGAAGAUCCAGGAGUUCGCCGACACGGUGGAGCGGGAGGACGAGGACGACGCCCUGGACAGUGAGGACCCCGGCAGCGAGGGCCCCGUGGAGGAAGAGGGCCGCCUGGGCCGCUGCAUGCGGCGGCUGCGUGAUAUGGUGGAGAGGCCGCACUCGGGGCUGCCCGGCAAGGUGUUCGCCUGCCUGUCGGUGCUGUUUGUCACGGUCACCGCCGUCAACCUCUCCAUCAGCACCCUGCCCAGCCUGAGGGAGGAGGAGGAGCAGGGCCGGUGCUCCCAGAUGUGCCGCAACAUCUUCAUCGUGGAGUCGGUGUGCGUGGGCUGGUUCUCCCUCGAGUUCCUCCUGCGGCUCAUCCAGGCGCCCAGCAAGUUCGCCUUCCUGCGGAGCCCGCUGACGCUGAUCGACAUGGUGGCCAUCCUGCCCUACUACGUCACCCUGCUGGUGGACGGCGCCUCCUCGGGCCGCCGCAAGCCCGGCGCGGGCAACAGCUACCUGGACAAGGUGGGGCUGGCACUGCGGGUCUUGAGGGCGCUGCGCAUCCUCUACGUCAUGCGCCUCGCGCGCCACUCGCUGGGGCUGCAGACGCUGGGGCUCACGGCCCGCCGCUGCACCCGCGAGUUCGGGCUUCUGCUGCUCUUCCUCUGCGUGGCCAUCGCGCUCUUCGCCCCGCUCCUCUACGUCAUCGAGAACGAGAUGGCCGACAGCCCCGAGUUCACCAGCAUCCCUGCCUGCUACUGGUGGGCCGUCAUCACCAUGACGACCGUGGGCUAUGGCGACAUGGUACCCAGGAGCACGCCCGGCCAGGUGGUGGCGCUCAGCAGCAUCCUCAGCGGCAUCCUCCUCAUGGCCUUCCCGGUGACCUCCAUCUUCCACACCUUCUCCCGCUCCUACCUGGAGCUCAAGCAGGAGCAGGAGAGGGUGAUGUUCCGCAGGACCCAGUUUCUCAUCAAGACGAAGUCGCAGCUGAGCAGCAUGUCCCAGGACAGUGACAUCUUGUUUGGAAGUGCCUCCUCGGACACCAGAGACAAUAACUGA
Rangifer tarandus platyrhynchus (Svalbard reindeer) is the source of this 1545-nucleotide messenger RNA. The record is from the annotation of a GenBank genome assembly. Lineage: Eukaryota; Metazoa; Chordata; Mammalia; Artiodactyla; Cervidae.